Hibiscus syriacus is the source of this 396-nucleotide messenger RNA. Its product is annotated as E3 ubiquitin-protein ligase RHA2A-like. Bases 1 to 396 code for a protein of 131 amino acids. The transcript has a single exon. Gene Ontology annotation, biological process: protein ubiquitination. NCBI's taxonomy places the organism in Eukaryota, Viridiplantae, Streptophyta, Magnoliopsida, Malvales, Malvaceae. The record is from RefSeq and is a predicted model, not a curated record.
AUGCCAUUAACCAAAGAUAUGCUAUCAGUAACCUCGGUUUCCACGGCUUCGCUCGUCGUCGUCAUCAGCGGUUGCUUUCGUGUUUAUAACAAAUGGUCCGUGAGUAUCGGAGGCAGCAGCCGUGGAGUUGAAUAUUGCGUAGUGUGCAUUAGUGAGGUGUCCAAGGGGGAGAAACUCCGGUGGCUAAGGUGCGGCCAUGGUUUUCAUGACGGCUGCAUCGAUGCAUGGCUUAAAGUUGGCACCACUUGCCCUAUUUGCAGGCUUAACGUGGUCCCUGACCGAAGCUUUCUCGUUUCUUCCAUGGUUUCUUUGGGUAAAAGAGUCGUGAAAUGGAUCGAAAACCCUCUUUUGUCGGAGAUUACAUUGGCAUUUUGUGAGAGUGUUGGGUAUGUUUAG